CGGUAACUCCUUUCCAUUAUCCAGUGGCGGACGCAGAGGAGAUGGCGGCUAGAGGUAGUUUUCAAUCAGCUCCAACUGGAGGUAGUGGCGGCGGAGGAAUGGGACCUGGACCUCCGGUGCAAGGUGGAGGCCCAGGCAUGGGACCUGGGACUCCCGGAGGAAGGAUGGGACCCUCAUCAGGCGCACAGAACCACCUCUAUCGCUCCCCGAUGCCUGGGCCUGGAUACCCGAGACCCGGUGGGAUGCCCCCAUCCAGCCGUAUGACCCCCCAAGGUCCGUCCAUGGGGCCCCCAGGCUAUGGCUCCAGCCCCGUGGCUCGUCCCGGGAUGCCUGGUGUCAUGGAUCCCUCCCGCAAGAGGCCCGCCCCUCAGCAGAUCCAGCAGGUCCAGCAGCAGCGUAACCAGCAUACUAAGAAAAAGAAGAUGGCGGAUAAGAUUCUACCUCAGCGAAUCAGAGAGCUGGUGCCAGAGUCUCAGGCCUACAUGGAUCUGCUGGCCUUCGAGCGGAAGCUGGACCAAACCAUCAUGAGGAAACGUCUAGACAUCCAAGAGGCCCUCAAGAGACCCAUCAAGCAAAAGCGAAAGCUUCGCAUCUUCAUAUCCAACACCUUCAACCCCGCCAAGCCUGAUGCAGAGGAUGGAGAAGGCACUGUUGCAUCUUGGGAGCUCCGUGUUGAAGGGCGCCUGCUUGAAGACACUGCUGUUUCCAAGUACGAAGCCACCAAGCAGAAGAGAAAGUUCUCGUCCUUCUUCAAAUCUCUGGUCAUCGAGCUGGACAAAGAUCUGUACGGUCCGGACAAUCACUUGGUUGAGUGGCACAGGACCGCGACCACUCAGGAGACUGAUGGCUUCCAGGUGAAGCGACCGGGCGAUGUGGGCGUCCGUUGCACUGUCCUGCUCAUGCUGGACUACCAGCCCCCUCAGUUUAAGCUGGACCCUCGCCUGGCUCGGAUGUUGGGGAUCCACACCCAGACCAGGCCGGUCAUCAUCCAGGCCCUGUGGCAGUAUGUCAAGACCCACAAGCUCCAGGACCCCCACGAGAGAGAGUUCAUCAACUGUGACAAGUAUCUUCAGCAGAUCUUUGAGACCCAGCGGAUGAAGUUCUCUGAGAUCCCCCAGCGUCUCCAUGCUCUCCUGAUGCCUCCAGAACCCAUCAUCAUCAACCAUGUCAUCAGUGUGGACCCCAACGACCAGAAGAAGACGGCCUGCUACGACAUUGAUGUGGAGGUGGACGACACCCUGAAGACCCAAAUGAACUCCUUCCUCCUGUCCACUGCCAGCCAGCAGGAGAUCGCUGGCCUGGACAACAAGAUUCAUGAGACUAUUGAAACCAUCAACCAGCUAAAGACCCAGAGAGAGUUCAUGCUCAGCUUUGCCAGAGACCCACAAGGAUUCAUCAACGACUGGCUUCAGUCUCAGUGCAGGGACCUCAAGACUAUGACCGAUGUGGUCGCUAACCCAGAAGAGGAGAGGAGAGCCGAGUUCUAUUUCCAACCGUGGGCCCAGGAAGCUGUGUGCCGUUACUUCUACUCCAAGGUGCAGCAGAGGAGACAGGAGCUGGAACAGGCCCUGGGAAUCCGAAACACCUAGACAAGACGGUGUCUUUAACAGACACAGGCCAACAGAGGAAGAAGGGAAUGGCUUGUGGUUCUAGGCAUAAGGAUGACCAGUGUGGGACAUGAAUAUACCUUAAAGGCCCCUGACUUUUACAACAACAAAAAUACAUAGAUAAAUAUCUUGGAUACACUGUUUUCCUGCUGGUGGUAACUAUAGGAUAUCUUUUUUCUUUUUUUACCGCCACUCAGCAGCCAAUGUUUUUUUUUUCUUUUUUUUUAAGGUCUACGUCUUACCUCAAUGCAUUCCCUUUCUGUGCUGACCUCUCGCACAGAUCACUGGUCUUUGAUUUUUAGGCCAAAAUGAGUUUAAAAUGACCCCCAACUAAGUAUUGAUACUCCUUCCUAAUAACUAAUAUUGUAUUUAUUUUUUUAGAUGGUGAUGUCAACUCAGGUCAUUGCAUUUGGCUGUAAUAGGAGCAUUUGGCCUUUCAAAUUCCACUCUGAAUCCUAACUUAUUAUGGUGAACACUACGAUUCUGGUCUUGAUAGGUUUUGAUGGGUUUAAGUGAAUAUUCAAUUGUCAUCUAUAUUUUUUUUUAAUUUUUUUUUUCCUCCAAGGUUAUUUUUGAGUGGCUCUCGUCCAGAAUUCUAACUGUAGAAUAUUGUGUACCUCAAAUUUAGUUUGUCUCCUUUGUGCUUCAUUAAGCUCCUUUGAACACUUCAGUUGGAUAACAGCAAACCAGACUGUACAUGUUGUGAAGAUUUAGCAUAUUGGUUUAUGUAAUCAUUAAUGGGGCAUUUUUAAUUUUGAACUUUUUUGUGGAGCUCAUUUUAUUUUAUUUUUGGAAAGUAUUAAUUAUAUUAACACGUUAGUUAGACGUACUGAAUAUGGAAUUAGUGUUUAGUAGUAAGUACCUCAAGUCUAUCUAGUUUUGUAAAUACUGAGCAGCAUAGUCUGACAAUCGACGUAGAGAGAAAAAAAACAAUUUUCACGUUUUCUUUUUUUCUUUUUUGACUCAUUGUCUAAUGCUCAGAUAGUUUGACUGACACGCUCCCCUUCAAGUAAUCCCAAUGUUUUGAUACUAUUUGAUGGAGCUUUCAAAAAAGAAAAAUCCUGGUGAAUGUAAUAUCCUUGUCAUAGGCUAUUUUUAGUGAGUGAAAGCCAUCCACACUUGAGGAUGAACGACGAGCUGUGGUCACUGCUAGAUUUUACAUAUUUAAGAAAAACUAGUGGGUGGGAUUAGUAUGAUAGAAAGCUGGCAGUGUUUCCUUUGAAACUUGUAAUGUUAAGGAUGUUGGAAGCUUGAUGAUUGGGCUCAGUUUAUCCGUUUAGUAGUCUUGAAUUAAAGUGCCAUUCAUUUUAAAUUGUGAUUAUUACCUUUAUUGAAUUGUAUUUUCAAUACAUGUUGUGAUUGUCCUCAUUACUCCCAAGACUGUAAAAGAUGAUACUGAGUACUGGUUUAAAUCUUCUGACUUAAAUUGUAUUUUCCUUCCAUGGACCAAACCUAUUUUUUUCCCUGUAUGUUUCAACCCUCUGCUAUAAUAAAGGAGAUCUCCAAUGAUGA
This is a messenger RNA of Esox lucius (northern pike), 3119 nucleotides long. It is a transcript of the gene smarcd1, whose product is annotated as SWI/SNF related, matrix associated, actin dependent regulator of chromatin, subfamily d, member 1. Gene Ontology annotation, biological process: regulation of transcription by RNA polymerase II. NCBI's taxonomy places the organism in Eukaryota, Metazoa, Chordata, Actinopteri, Esociformes, Esocidae. Gene Ontology annotation, cellular component: SWI/SNF complex; nucleus. The transcript has 12 exons. Bases 42 to 1589 code for a protein of 515 amino acids. The record is from RefSeq and is a predicted model, not a curated record.